Molecule: messenger RNA, 1194 nt
Organism: Galeopterus variegatus (Sunda flying lemur)
Lineage: Eukaryota; Metazoa; Chordata; Mammalia; Dermoptera; Cynocephalidae
Product: glycosyltransferase-like protein LARGE1
Exons: 6
Coding region: 1-1188 (395 amino acids)
Biological process (GO): protein O-linked glycosylation via mannose
Molecular function (GO): xylosyltransferase activity; glucuronosyltransferase activity
Source: RefSeq, a predicted model, not a curated record
AUGUGCGAGGUCCCUCCCUGCCUGACGGCGUCCUUGUCACCCUACCAGGUCAUUCACUGGAACUCCCCCAAGAAGCUUCGGGUGAAGAACAAGCACGUGGAGUUUUUCCGCAACCUCUACCUGACCUUCCUGGAGUAUGACGGGAACCUCCUGAGGCGGGAACUAUUUGGCUGCCCCAGUGAAGCUGAUGUCAACAGUGAAAACCUGCAGAAGCAGCUCUCUGAGCUGGAUGAGGACGACCUGUGUUACGAGUUCCGGCGGGAGCGUUUCACCGUCCAUCGCACCCACCUGUACUUCCUGCACUACGAGUACGAGCCUGCUGCAGACAACACGGAUGUCACCCUGGUGGCUCAGCUCUCCAUGGACAGGCUCCAGAUGCUGGAGGCCAUCUGCAAGCACUGGGAGGGGCCCAUCAGCCUGGCCCUCUACCUGUCGGAUGCCGAGGCCCAGCAGUUCCUCCGCUAUGCACAGGGCUCCGAGGUGCUCAUGAGCCGCCACAACGUGGGCUAUCACAUCGUGUACAAGGAGGGUCAGUUCUACCCCGUGAACCUGCUGCGCAACGUGGCCAUGAAGCACGUCAGCACCCCCUACAUGUUCCUGUCUGACAUCGACUUCCUGCCCAUGUACGGGCUCUAUGAGUACCUCAGGAAGUCUGUCAUCCAGCUUGACCUCGCCAACACCAAGAAAGCAAUGAUCGUCCCUGCAUUCGAGACGCUGCGCUACCGGCUCUCUUUCCCCAAGUCAAAAGCAGAGUUGCUGUCAAUGCUGGACAUGGGGACUCUGUUCACGUUCAGGUACCACGUCUGGACGAAAGGCCACGCACCCACAAAUUUCGCCAAGUGGCGGACUGCCACCACACCUUACCGGGUUGAGUGGGAGGCCGAUUUCGAGCCAUAUGUUGUUGUGAGACGUGACUGCCCUGAGUACGACCGGAGGUUUGUGGGCUUUGGCUGGAACAAGGUGGCCCAUAUCAUGGAACUAGAUGCACAGGAAUAUGAAUUCAUCGUGCUGCCCAACGCCUACAUGAUCCACAUGCCUCAUGCCCCCAGCUUCGACAUCACUAAGUUCCGUUCCAACAAGCAAUACCGCAUCUGUCUCAAAACCCUGAAGGAAGAGUUUCAGCAGGACAUGUCCCGCCGCUAUGGCUUUGCUGCCCUGAAAUAUCUCACGGCCGAGAACAACAGCUAGCAUCAA